AUGUUCAUGUACAGUGGCGCCAGGGGUACAUGCUGUUUGUGUUUCAGGUUCGGACGAGCAGCCCGUGAUGUAGAGGGGCAACGAACCGGGGUUGGUGCUGGUGGUUGGCUCGGUUGA
Messenger RNA from Colletotrichum truncatum, 117 nucleotides. RefSeq lists its product as uncharacterized. The record is from RefSeq and is a predicted model, not a curated record. NCBI's taxonomy places the organism in Eukaryota, Fungi, Ascomycota, Sordariomycetes, Glomerellales, Glomerellaceae.